Oreochromis niloticus (Nile tilapia) is the source of this 1094-nucleotide messenger RNA. It is a transcript of the gene gal, whose product is annotated as galanin/GMAP prepropeptide. The transcript has 9 exons. The record is from RefSeq and is a predicted model, not a curated record. The coding region runs from base 318 to 746 and encodes 142 amino acids. Gene Ontology annotation, biological process: neuropeptide signaling pathway. Gene Ontology annotation, cellular component: extracellular region; secretory granule. NCBI's taxonomy places the organism in Eukaryota, Metazoa, Chordata, Actinopteri, Cichliformes, Cichlidae. Gene Ontology annotation, molecular function: galanin receptor binding; neuropeptide hormone activity.
GCACUCUUCCCAGCUUUUCUAGGGGAAUACCAGAGUGUUCCCAAGCUAGCCAAGAGAUCUUAAUCAGAACAAGAACCCACAGGAUGUGGCACAAGACCAAGGCCUCACCCUGCAACACAAAGGAUCUACAUCCAGGCUACCAACCAAAGGACACCUCAGAUGCUGAGGGGCUGCUGACGUGAACACAGAGCAGGAGGGUUGGGCUGAAAUCACAAUAAAAGGUGGCUGGAGUCGGCUUUUCAUCCAGUGCUCCACACGCCAGGCAACUUCUGCUGCUGACUGCAACGUGAACCAGACUGAAGGAAGUCACAUUAAAGAUGCAGAGGUGCUUUGGGAUAUUUUGCAUGUCGCUCAUCUUUUGUGCAACUCUUUCCGAGACCAUCGGGCUAGUUGUUGCGGCAAAAGAAAAGCGUGGCUGGACUCUGAACAGUGCUGGCUACUUGUUAGGGCCCCGUCGUAUUGAUCACCUAAUUCAGAUAAAGGAUUCUCCCAGUGCCAGAGGCAGAGACGAGCUGGUCACUCAAUAUGGACUACAUGGACACACGACACUAGGAGACAAGCCGGGUCUGGCUGGGAAGAGGGACAUAGGCCAGGAGGAGGACUUCAGAACAGGCGCCCUGAGAAUAGCAGAUGAAGAAAUUAUCCACACUGUCAUUGACUUCUUGUCAUACCUCAAACUUAAAGAGAUGGGAGCCUUGGACAGCCUGCCUCCUUCUGUCACAUCAGAUGAACUGGCCAAUCCCUAAGGCUUUUGCUUCUCUGUUAUAAUUGUUGUGUUUCAACUCUUCUCUGGACUCCAACUGCCAUAAAUGUAUUGUAGCUCCUAAAUGUUACAAUAUUGUAGCUCCUAGCACACUGGUAGGUUGGUAGAUUUGUUCUGGUACCAUCUGACUGACUGACCCUCAAUAUCAGAUCUUUCACCUCUUGUGUAAACAAAAUUUUAUAUCCUCUUAAAGCCAGUAGUUGUGUACUGACUAUAGGUGGAUCUACAGAAUUGGUACUUUUGUAUAAAAACAACUCUAUAUUAUCACCAGAAUAUACUAUUAUGUGUUUUCAGAGAAUGGAGUGAAAUAAAAUAAAUGGCACUAGACUCA